Messenger RNA from Xiphias gladius (swordfish), 3477 nucleotides. It is a transcript of the gene uba7, whose product is annotated as ubiquitin-like modifier activating enzyme 7. Lineage: Eukaryota; Metazoa; Chordata; Actinopteri; Istiophoriformes; Xiphiidae. Gene Ontology annotation, cellular component: SUMO activating enzyme complex; cytoplasm. The transcript is spliced from 24 exons. Gene Ontology annotation, biological process: protein sumoylation. Bases 173 to 3220 code for a protein of 1015 amino acids. The record is from RefSeq and is a predicted model, not a curated record. Gene Ontology annotation, molecular function: SUMO activating enzyme activity.
ACCAGAAACGAAAGUGAAAUAAAUUGAUUGAAACCUUUGCAAUUUGUGCGUUCGUGCCACCCAUCCACGCUCUCAUCCUGGUUUGCUGUAUUGUCAGGUGUUAGUCCAGCGGAUCCCUCCAGUCCAAACUAGUAUCGGACUCAUAUCGGAGCUUGUUCAGUGCAAGUGCAACAUGUCAGAAAUCGCUCAAAUCGACGAGGGAUUCUACUCCAGGCAGCUGUAUGUUCUGGGUCAUGAGGCGAUGCAGCGGAUGGGCACGGCCGACGUCCUCAUAGCAGGCAUGCGAGGUCUUGGAGUAGAAAUAGCCAAGAACGUGAUCCUGUCCGGAGUCAAGUCUGUCACUGUCCAGGACGAUGGCUGCACAACGUGGACCGACCUGUCCUCCCAGUUUUUCCUGAAGGAGUCAAAUCUUGGUGAGAAUCGAGCCACAUGUUCCCUACAACAGCUGUCAGCCUUAAACCCACUUGUGCGUGUGUCAGCCCACACUGCACCACUGGUUGAUGACCUGCUGCUGCAAUAUCAGGUGGUGGUCCUCACCGACUCCUCACUGGAUGAUCAGAGGCGUUUUGGUGAGCUCUGCCAUUCGCACGGAAUAAAGUUCAUUGUGGCAGACACCAAAGGACUCUGUGGUCAGUUGUUCUGUGACUUUGGGGAGGAGUUUGAGGUCUUGGAUCAGAAUGGAGAGAUUCCGUCAUCGGCAAUGAUAGAAAGUAUCUCCAAGGACAAUCCUGGAGUGGUGGUCUGCACCUAUGACCAGAAGCCUGGAUUUUCAGAUGGUACUAAAGUUUCUUUCUCUGAAGUCCAAGGCAUGACGGAGCUCAACAACAUCGACCCUGUGGAGAUCACAGUCCGCAGCCCUUACUCCUUCAGCAUUGGUGACACUUCAGCCUUUUCUGAGUAUGAGCUGGGUGGAGUAGUGACUGAGGUUAAACAGCCCUGCACGCUAAGUUUUAAACCACUAGGUGAGGCUCUGUUGGAUCAUGAACUCCUGAAAAUGAAUGACUAUGGAAAAGUAGCGCGGCAUAAGACCCUGCAUUUGGCGUUCCAAGCUCUUCAUAGCUUCGUGAAGAAAGAACAACGACUCCCUCAUAUUCGAUCUCAGUCAGAUGCGGAUGCCCUGCUUGCCACUGUGAAAGAGCUGAAUAGAGUCACACAGCUGGAAAAGCUGGAUGAAGUUGCUGUGCGAAACCUGUCCUUCACAGCCCAGGGUGACUUGGCUCCUAUCAAUGCUUUCAUUGGAAGCCUUGCUGCGCAGGAAGUUAUUAAGGCAUGUAGUAGGAAAUUUAUGCCUCUUCGGCAGUGGUUUUAUUUCGAUGCGCUGGAGUGCCUCCCUCAAGGGGAAGAUCAACUGGCAGAGUGCUCCUUCUCAGCAAAAGGCACAAGGUAUGAUGGACAGAUUGCUGUGUUCGGGUCAGCGUUCCAGGAAAAGCUUGAGAGGCAGAAGUAUUUCCUGGUUGGAGCCGGUGCUAUUGGCUGCGAGCUUCUCAAAAACUUUGCCCUCAUUGGGCUCGGUGCAGGAGAAGAAGGGCAAAUCAUCGUCACAGACAUGGACUUCAUAGAAAGAUCCAAUUUGAACCGCCAGUUCCUGUUCAGGUUUCAGGACAUUGGGAAACCAAAAUCCGAGGUCGCAGCCAGAGCAGUGCGAGAAAUGAACCCACAGAUGAAAAUCACCGCUCACCAGAAUCGUCUGGACCCUGACAGCGAAGGAGUGUAUGGAUAUGACUUCUUCAUGAGUCUCAAUGGAGUGGCUGCAGCCCUUGAUAAUGUGGAAGCCAGGGUCUUUCUUGAUGGACGCUGUGUUCAACACCAGAAGCCGUUGCUGGAGGGAGGAACUCUAGGAACCAAAGGUCAUACUCUGGUGGUGGUGCCGCACCUGACAGAGUCUUAUGGACCUGCCAAACCAAGUUCUAAUAAUGCCAUCCCACUCUGCACGCUCAAGAGCUUCCCUCAUAGCAUCAGCCACACUCUGCAGUGGGCCAGAGUCCAGUUUGACGGUCUGUUUAAACAAACACCUGAAAAUGUGAACCACUUCCUGAGGGAUGCGGGGUUUGUAGAGCGAACUCUUGGCCAUGGAGAUGCUGAGGCCUUGGAGGUUCUUGGAGGGGUGUGGGGCAGCCUGAAGGACAUGAAAACAGGAGGACAGCGUCCAACGAGCUGGGAAGACUGUGUGAGCUGGGCACGGUGCAAAUGGGAAACUCUCUAUAACAACGAGAUCCGACAGCUUCUGCACUGUUUUCCUCCCAAACAGCUGACCCCUACUGGGCUACCCUUUUGGUCUGGAUCGAAGAGAUGCCCUCACCCACUGACCUUUGACCCUAACAACACUACCCAUAUGGAGUAUGUGGUGGCAGCAGCUAAUCUGUACGGGCAUAUCUAUGGCAUCAAAGGGACAAGAGAUGGCUCUUCUAUCAGAAAAAUCUUAGAGAAAGUUAAUGUACCAUCUUUCACUCCCAGUUCCUCCGUGAAGAUUCAUCUUACUGAGCAGGAGAUGCAGGAGGACAAAGAAAAGGAAAGUGAUGACACAGAAAAUGCUCAGCUUGAGGAAUUGAAAGGAGAGUUGGCCUCACCAUCUCUGAAAAGCUCAGCCAUGCAGAUGUACCCCAUCGACUUUGAGAAGGAUGAUGACAGUAACUUCCACAUGGACUACAUUGUUGCUGCUUCAAACCUGAGGGCAGAGAACUACAACAUCCCUGCAGCCGAUCGCCACCUGAGCAAGCGCAUUGCUGGAAGGAUCAUCCCCGCCAUAGCUACAACAACAGCCGCAGUGGCAGGCCUGAUGUGCCUGGAAUUGUAUAAACUGGUAAUGGGUCACCAGAAUAUCAGCUCUUACCGCACAGCUUACAUGAACCUGGCUGUCCAGUACUUCGUUCUGGCGAAGCCGAGCCCGCCCCAGCAAUUCCAGGUUGCAGGAGAGAAAUACACCCUGUGGGAUGGCUUCCUUGUUGAGGGCAGACGCAGCGAUCAACAGGAAAUGACCUUGGGCGAUCUGCUCCAGUAUAUCAAGGAAAAAUACAGCUUGAACAUCUGCAGUCUCUUCUAUGGAACAGCUAUCUUGUACUAUGGGCAAGAGGAGAGGCUUCAGCAGAGUGUGUCUGACGUGGUGAGAAUGGUCACCAAAGCAGACAUCCCUCCACACAAGAAGAUGCUGGAGCUGAUCCCCUCAUUUGCUGAAGAUGAGGACUGUGAGUCAGUCCCACCCAUCAGGUACAUGCUUUUCUGAUGCCAUCGACGGGAGGCUUCCACAGUGUAUAGCACUCGCAUGGAACGGCUUCAGUGUGACAAAGCAAACUUAACAUUUCUGUGACAUCAUAUCAUGAAAAACAAUCUGAAUUUGUUGCUUUAGCUGUUGUGUGCAAAGGUUUAUAUCUGCAUGUUUUUUUUUCCAGUAACUGCUUUCUCUUCGUUUUUCCUUUACGUUCCACAUGGCUUCUGAAUAAUUGCAGUCAUACUGUGAUCAUUUUUCUGUUAAUCACACUU